Messenger RNA from Oppiella nova, 867 nucleotides. Lineage: Eukaryota; Metazoa; Arthropoda; Arachnida; Sarcoptiformes; Oppiidae. The record is from the annotation of a GenBank genome assembly.
UUUCAUGAUCUCUACGACGAACACAUAGGACAGGGAAAGAACUCAUCCGCUGGCGAUAUAUUGACUUCAGCACUGAUAAUGGGAUUGGUAUUUGUGGUACUCAUGGCUUGUGUGACAUUUGUGAUGGCAAUUGUGAUCAUCUAUGAGUUUACGCGUUGUAUGAAAGCAUUCUUCAUAUUGGCGUUUGUCAUCUAUUUUGGACUCUUCGGCGCCGGAUAUCUGUUUAUAGCUGUCAGUGAGUAUAACGUAGCCAUGGAUUGGAUCUCUAUUUUGCUCAUAUUAUGGAACUAUACCGGCGUUGGAAUCAUUGUAUUCUUCAUCGCCGGUCCAAAACUAUUGAAACAAAUAUAUCUCAUACUCUUGACAGCAAAUGUGGCUUUAAUUCUGAUGUUAGUAUUGCCCAAAUGGACUACCUGGGUGCUUUUGUUUCUCAUGUGUGGUUGGGACUUAUAUGCAGUCCUUCACAAAACUGGUCCGCUCAACAGAAUGAUGGCAUCGAUGGACACGAAUGAGAAAGAAAUGCCUCCUCUUCUCUACUCGACAGCCAUUUGGGUAUUAAUGAGCGAUAAGAGUAAGAAGAGGGACACAGACCACGACUCUGGCGUUCAGUUAGGUUUAGGAGACUUUGUUUUCUACAGUCUAUUAGUGGGCACAUCCUUCGCGUCGGGAGAUCUGUUGACUGCAAUCAUGUGCUGUAUUAGUAUAUUGGUUGGACUGGCCAUCACUCUAUUCAUACUACUUAUAAGGAAUACCCCUCUGCCAGCCCUUCCCAUAUCUAUAACACUCGGAGUUUUGACUAAUUUUUGUGCCCAAUAUUGUGUCAUUCCUUUCAAUGAUGCCCUUCAGGAUAGGCUUAUAUUUAUAUAG